Molecule: messenger RNA, 1152 nt
Organism: Brassica rapa (field mustard)
Lineage: Eukaryota; Viridiplantae; Streptophyta; Magnoliopsida; Brassicales; Brassicaceae
Product: tetratricopeptide repeat domain-containing protein PYG7, chloroplastic
Molecular function (GO): protein binding
Source: RefSeq, a predicted model, not a curated record
AUAAAUAAGAAUCCGGAAGGUAAAACCGGAAACCUGAAGAGCAACGUGGGCCUUAUCUUCUUCUUCUUUCAUCUCUGAGCUCUCACACACAUACACACUCGUCGAUUUCAGAAUUUCAGUGCGAUCUGUAGAAACCUUAUGAUCGAAACCAACAUGCUUCUUCACACUGUAUCUUCAUCUUCUCCUCCCCUUCAUUCUCAGAUCCUCCCUUCACUCAAGCUCUCGCCCAGAAGGAUUUCUCUUCAGAUACAUGGAAGGACUUUACCCAUUCCAUCGUUUCAUGGCUUAAACUUGCCUGCAGAACUUGCUGCUAGAGGUUUACCGGUUUUGAACAAAGCUUCCUUGAAGAAGAAGAUACCAAUAAAGGGAUCAACUUUCUUGUUGGGCCAGAGCUUGUUGAUCAUGUCUGCUAACCCUCAGCUAGCAGCAGCAGCAGAAACCUUGAAGCCAGAACCCAUUUACGAAGUUGGAGAGUUGUUUGAACUAAGCAUCCAGCUUUCUUACUUGUUGUUACUACUUGGUUUGCUCGGUGUUGGUACUUUCUAUGUGAUCCGUCAAGUACUUGUCCGCAGAGAGCUUGACCUCUCCGCCAAAGAAUUACAGGAACAAGUUAGGAGCGGGGAUGCAAGUGCAACAGAGCUCUUUGAGCUAGGUGCAGUGAUGCUGAGACGGAAAUUCUAUCCUGCAGCCAACAAGUUCUUGCUUCAAGCCAUCCAGAAAUGGGACGGUGAUGAUCAAGAUCUUGCUCAGGUCUAUAACGCUCUUGGAGUGAGUUAUGUUCGAGAGGAGAAACUGGACAAAGGAAUCGCUCAGUUCGAAAUGGCGGUGAAGCUGCAACCUGGUUAUGUUACGGCUUGGAACAACCUUGGAGAUGCUUAUGAGCAGAAGAAAGAGCUGCCUUUGGCGUUGAAAGCUUUUGAAGAGGCCUUGUUGUUUGAUCCCAACAAUAAGGUGGCUCGGCCUCGACGAGAUGCCUUGAAGGAUCGUGUCAAGCUCUAUAAAGGCGUUGUGGCAGUUAAGUCUAAGAAACGGUGACGAGGAGAGUUAACACAAGGGCUCGAACCAAGAACCAUUCUUCUCCUCUCUGUUUAUUUUCUUGUGUUUUUGUAAGGAGAUUUUACGUUAAUAUGAAAAUGAAACUUGUUUUCUUGU